GCCCCGAGCCCUCUGGAGCCCGCCCCGGCGCCCGGGUUCCCGAGGGGCGGAGGAGCCGCGGAAGGGCAAGGCAGGGCAGCCGCUGCAGACCUGGCUAGUUGCAGCACUUACCUGAAACUUUGCUGAGUGGCCCACUGGACCCCUGCCUGCUUCAGUCUCACUUGCCAGCAGCCUGGGAGGGACCAUGCGGGGGCUGCAGGCACUGGCCUGCUUUCUCUGCCUGUGGCUUCCUUGGCUGCAAUGUGAUGAGCCUGCCAGCACCGGCCCUGAGCAGGUGCACCUGUCCUACCCAGGAGACCCCACCUCCAUGACGGUUACCUGGACAACUUUUGGCCAAGCGGACUCUGUCGUGGUGUUUGGUCCCGAUCCGGGAGCAGCCUUCACUCGCUCGGCCAGAGGACAGGCCAUGAAGUUUGUCGAUGGGGGAAAGCUUGCCCGCACCAUGUUUGUCCACAGGGUCACCUUGAGUGGCCUCCUGCCAGGGCAGCGUUACGCCUAUCGCUGUGGAAGCCCCACAGGCUGGAGCAGGGCCUACCUCUUCCAGGCCUUGCUGAACGGCAGCGAUUGGAGCCCCCGCUUUGCCGUGUUUGGGGAUAUGGGCAAUGUGAACCCCCAGUCCCUGCCUCGUCUGCAGCGUGACACUGAGAUGGGCUUGUACGAUGUGAUCUUGCACGUAGGGGAUUUUGCCUACGACCUGCACACGGAUAACGCUCGUGUCGGAGACUCCUUCCUGAGGAAAAUUGAGCCUGUUGCUGCGCUGGUGCCAUACAUGACCUGCCCAGGGAACCACGAGCAGAAAUACAACUUUUCCAACUACCGCGCCCGCUUCAGCAUGCCUGGUGGCACCGAGAGCCUCUGGUACAGCUGGGACGUCGGCCCUGCUCACAUCAUCUCCUUUUCCACUGAGGUAUACUUCUUCUUGGAGUAUGGGCAGGACCUUGUUGCAGAGCAGUUCCGGUGGCUGGUGAAGGACCUGCAGGUGGCAAACACCCCAGAAAGGCGCAAGGAACGCCCCUGGAUCAUCACCAUGGGGCACCGACCCAUGUACUGUUCCAACAACGACCACGACGAUUGCACCCAGCAUGAGAGCGUUGUUCGUCAAGGGCUUGACCCACACCGAUAUGGCCUGGAAGACUUGUUCUAUAAAUACGGUGUUGACCUGGAGUUGUGGGCCCACGAACACUCCUACGAGCGGCUCUGGCCUCUCUACAACUACAAGGUUUACAAUGGCAGCACCAAGGCUCCGUAUACAAACCCUGGCGCCCCUGUGCAUGUUAUCACCGGGUCAGCUGGUUGUCAAGAACAGCUGGACCCCUUUGUCCCUGAGCCACGGGAAUGGAGCGCUGUGCGGAUUGAGGAUUACGGAUACACCCGCAUGCAGAUCUUCAAUCAGACCCACCUCUGGCUGGAGCAAGUGUCGGAUGACCAGAAGGGGAAGGUUGUGGAUGGGAUUUGGCUGAUCAAGCAGCGGCCUGGCGCCAAAGCAUGGCAGUAGCCCUGCCCAGGGAGGUCCCACCCUUUUCCUAGUCCAGACUGCUCGGAUGACUUGAGCCGAAGAAGCACCAAGGCUGCCAGCCUCUCUCUCCUCGUGUUCCUCCUCCCUUGUAACUGUGCAGAGAAACCCAUGUAUUCGGUGGAUUUCCUCUCCCAGGACAAGAAGGCUGAGAAGAUCCGCUUGCCAAUCAGUUUUUUGGGAAACCGUCAAGGUAGGAGGCAGCCCUCCUAGUGCCUGGCCUGCUCAAAUGGCCAGCCAGGGGUCCGAGCACAGCCAGGAAGGGUCCCUGUCUUCUAGGACCCAGUUGGGAAUCCAAAGGGUGAUCUCUGUCCCGGCACGUGAGAAUUUCCUCUAGGCCUCCUGGGGUGAAGAAUCUCCAAAGAAGCCUGAAGCCACAAAAGAGCAGCUGACACGUGUGCUGAGGAAAGUGGACUGCUAGUCCCCGGAGCAGGGCAGGCUGUCACAUUCCCAGAACGGACCUCUGUUGGACUUUGCAAGGAGGCAUUGGCUUUGACGCCGGAGCCUUGUUGGCCCCCGGAGCAUAUUUUUGGCGUCUGUGGAUUAGUCUUUUCUGCAACAUGGAACAGCUCCCCCUUUUCUCUCUUUCACAUUGGUGGCUAAGGAAAUGAACUGUCAUCUGGGAAGCCCCCAGUUCGAUCUCACCAGUUCCCUGGGUGGUCUUUAGCAAGCCACUCGCUCUGACCCUUAGUCCCUCAUCAGCAAUAAGGGGAUAGUUCUGGCCUACCUUAUAGGGCAGUUGGACAGAUCACUAUGACAUGUGAAGCACUUUGGACACUGGCUGCCCCACACAAGUGUGAAGUUCUUGAUCUUUCUAAAUUCUCAUCUUUUUUAGCAGCAUUAAAACCGAGUCCAGUAUUAGAUUCCAGCCUUUAGCCCAUGCAAAUGUCUUCCUCGUGCGCUUGCAGGUGGAACUCAGGACUAGGAAAUGGCAAAAUGGGAACACUGUGAGAUCUCAGGCUUUUAGAAUUGGGACGGGUCUUCUUGUAGCACUGAAUGAAAACAAUUAAAACUUCUUAUCCUCAGGAA
This is a messenger RNA of Eublepharis macularius, 2542 nucleotides long. It is a transcript of the gene ACP7, whose product is annotated as acid phosphatase 7, tartrate resistant (putative). Bases 185 to 1495 code for a protein of 436 amino acids. The transcript is spliced from 14 exons. The record is from RefSeq and is a predicted model, not a curated record. NCBI's taxonomy places the organism in Eukaryota, Metazoa, Chordata, Lepidosauria, Squamata, Eublepharidae. Gene Ontology annotation, molecular function: metal ion binding; acid phosphatase activity.